Molecule: messenger RNA, 4054 nt
Organism: Salmo salar (Atlantic salmon)
Lineage: Eukaryota; Metazoa; Chordata; Actinopteri; Salmoniformes; Salmonidae
Product: growth arrest-specific protein 2
Biological process (GO): actin crosslink formation
Cellular component (GO): actin filament
Molecular function (GO): microtubule binding; actin filament binding; cytoskeletal adaptor activity
Source: RefSeq, a predicted model, not a curated record
AUGCGAGCGCGUCACAGUCACUUCAAAAUAAAAGUUCUCAAGAUAAAAGUUGUGUAAAUCAUAAAACCUAGCGAAUAGAACAAAUGUAUUGUCCUUCGAGAAAAUAUUUAUCCCAUUUGAGUUUCACCAUCUUUUUUUUUCCUGAAUUGGCGAUUAUGUGUAGAUUGUGCAAGAAGAACAAGUCCAUCGACUCUUGUCACUUGUAUUGGGUUAUAGUGAUUUAUAAUCGAGCAAUUGCAAUACAUAAAAUUGCACACUGGCUGGGCCAAUUAAUGCACUUCUGCUUCAGCAUCCAUCUAAUUACAAUCUUGCGCACGAACGAGUUUCUCAAAUGUCAGAUUAGAGAGAGAGGGAGAGGUGGAGGUGGAGAGAACGCAGCAUAACAUUCCCUCCCAGUCACUCCAGUGUGACUGAUCAAAAACUCCCCUCCUAUCGGCAGUGCAGCACUAGGCUCCACAACAAAAAUAUCAUCGACAGAGUGAGAGACAGAGAUAUGCUAUGCAUUGCCCGAAUCUACCCCGGGCAAAUGUUUUCGGCAACAGAGCGGUGGGUAGAUGAGAGAUGGUGAAAAGCAGGCAUACAGAACGCACGGAGGAGCAAAGACACUGUACGAGAGGACGGUGACAGUCCGGAUAGAAGAGUUGCUUUGCAGAGGGCCAGUGACGUGGAGGUAACCACGAUGUGCAGCUCUCUGAGUCCCAAGCAGGUAAUUGGCCCAGGCCUGACGGACAUGCAGCAGUACAACCAAUGGCUGACCAGCCGCCACGAAGCCAGCCUUCUGCCAUUGAAAGAAGACCUGGCCCUGUGGCUCACCAACAUACUGGGUCUGGAGAUCACAGCAGAGAACUUCAUGGAGCGUUUGGACAACGGCUUCCUGCUGUGCCAGCUGGCUGAGACACUACAGGAGAAGUUCAAGCAGAACCAAACCAAGAACCAUGGAGAGGUGCCUGGCGCUGGCCACAGAAAGGCCAUCCCGUGUUGGAGGAUCCCGUGUCGUGCCAGUGCUCCCUCCGGUUCCUUCUUUGCUAGGGACAACACAGCUAACUUCCUGACCUGGUGUCGUCAGGUGGGGGUGGGAGAGACCUGCCUGUUUGAGUCUGAGGGACUGGUUCUUCACAAACAGCCACGGGAAGUGUGUCUGUGUCUCCUCCAGCUGGGAAGGAUAGCAUCUCGGUACAACGUGGAGCCUCCAGGGCUUAUCAAGCUGGAGAAGGAGAUAGAACAGGAGGAGUUAGCACCUCUACCUUCACCUGUCUCCCUCUCUCCAUCCCCUCAUCCCCCCUCUCCAACCCCCUCUCCAUCCCCCUCUCCAAACCCCCCAUUCCCCUCUCCAAACCCCCCAUCCCCCUCUCCUACCAAGUGCUCGUCGUCUAGCCAGAAGAGCACAGGGAAGCUGUUGGAUGAUGCAGUGAAGCAUAUCUCGGAGGACCCUCCCUGCAAGUGUUCCAAUAAGUUCUGUGUGGAGAGACAGGCCCAGGGCCGCUACCGCUUUGGAGAGAAGAUGCUAUUCAUCAGGAUGCUACACAACAAGCAUGUGAUGGUGCGUGUGGGAGGAGGCUGGGAGACCUUUGAGAGCUACCUUCUGAAACACGACCCAUGUCGGAUGCUCCAGAUCUCCAGAGUGGAGGGGAAGACCUCUCCCAUGUACUCCAUGUCCUCAGACGUGGCCGUACACUACCGCAGCAAGAAGUAAAGAUGGCAGCACCCCACCGCAACAAUAAGUAAAGAUGGCCACACACCACCGCAGCAAGAACUAAAGAUGGCCACACACCACCGCAGCAAGAAGUAAAGAUGGCCACACACCACCGCAGCAAGAAGUAAAGAUGGCAGCACCCCACCGCAGCAAGAAGUAAAGAUGGCCACACACCACCGCAGAAAGAAGUAAAGAUGGCCACACACCACCGCAGCAAGAAGUAAAGAUGGCCACACACCACCGCAGCAAGAAGUAAAGAUGGCCACACACCACCGCAGCAAGAAGUAAAGAUGGCCACACACCACCGCAGCAAGAAGUCUCCGUUACAGCACCAAUUGGUGGAUUUAAAAAUACUCUGAUCUUGUAUAUUAUUUAGGGUUAGGAAAGUAUUCUGAACAAAAAUAUAAAAUGCAACAUGCAACAAUUUCAAAGAUUUUGAUGAGUUACAGUUUUAUAUAAGGAAAUCAGUCAAUUGAAAUAAAUGCAUUGGGCCCUAAUCUAUGGAUUUCACAUGCCUGGGCAGGGGCUCAGCCAUGGUUGGGAAGGGCAUAGGCCCACCCACUUGGGAGCCAGGUCGACCCACUUGGGAGCCAGGCCCAGCCAAUCAGAAUGAAUUUUUCCCCACAAAAGGGAUUUAUUACAGACAGAAAUACUCCUCCACACAGCUCUGGUGGACAUUCCUGCAGCCAGCAUGCCAAUUGCAAUUUAAUCAGCUUCUUGAUAUGCCACACCUGUCAGGUGGAUGGAUUAUCUUGGCAAAGGAGAAAUGCUCACUAACAGGGAUGUAAACAAAUUUGUGCACAACAUUUGCGAGAAAUAAGCUUCUUAUGCGUAUGGAACAUUUCUGGGAUCUUUUAUUUCAGCUCGUGAAACAUGAGACCAACACCUUUACAUGUUGCAUUUAUAUUUUUGUUCAGUUUAUUUUGAAUAAUAAAAAAACUGUUUUGGAUAACUUUUAGGCACAACAUAUAUUGGUGAAUCAAAAAUAGUGAUUAGAUUCAUCCUGAAAGUUGACAUAUUCAAUUGUUGAAACCAUGAAAUAUUGGAAAGUGAGAAAUGUGUACAAGAGAGGUUGAACGGUAGUCUAUAUAGUAGUCUAUAAAUAAACCAUAAUCCCCACUCAUCAUGGAACUGUGAUGACAACGGUCGUGAACCGUACGCCAGGCUAACCUGCUACGGUGUGGUCUUGAGUUCCAUAAUGAUUCAAUCAGGCUACAUGUCCUAAAUUACUGCACAACUGGCUAACACGUUAGGCUAAUAUGAUCUAUGAUUAUCAGGAACAACCACACCAACGUGACGGGAGGGGAGAACUAACGAUGUAAUGGAGUGAUGCAAAAUGUAAUGAAGCUAACAGUAAAGUGACAGUUUAUUUGGGUAUUACCGUGGAGAUCCUAUGCAAUUACUGUGUGAGAAUAGUGUUAGUUCUAUCGGGGAAAAGAAAGAUGUUUCACUUAAGAACAGACUGGUUGCUCGACCUUAUUGUUUCAUAACGCGUAAAGAGGUGGUGGAGUUAAAUCAAGGUUAGAAUCUGUAGACUCACCUCUGCCACACCUUCAUUUCUUUGAUCUCCUCCCCAAAGGAAUAUCGGGUGAAUAGCAUGCUAUUCUCAUGCUUAACUUCAAGGUCAGAAAACGCAUAAGAAUCGGUAUUUUUUUUUUUUAAAGGCAAUUACUUGCCAUUUACGCGCGGUCAGAUAGGAAUUCCCUCCAUAAGGAUUUAGUUAUUUGGGAUGUAUGAAUUUAUAGAUCGUUCCUUUGACGAUAGCUAACUGGUGAUGGUUACCUACUACCGGAGCGAGAAAUUAAGACGUUCAUGAUGAGGCUGUGACUUCCUGUAUCUGGUCUUGCAUCUCUCCUAGAUGAUGUCGGCCACAGCAGUGCUUGAAGCGGAAUAAAAAACUAAAUGCUGGUACUCAUUUUAGAUGCCGGCGGCAGUUUGAGGUGCUGGAGUAGUUUAAAGAUGAGCACCACCUCAACUCAUGCAGUGAUUGCAUCUCUUCUAGAUUAUGUAAAGUACAAAACAGACGGUGGGCAGCAGGCUUGAGUUAUCCAUCACCUGACCUUGCUGUCACAAACGACUAGGGCCCUGUUUUGUUUCACGACAGUUGUUUGGGUGCAAUAAAUUAACUUAAUUUCUGACAUCAAAUUCAACAAAAAUGAUGCAGGAAUGCUAAUCUUAUGUUUCUAAAAAAUUAUUUCAGAACAUUCUUGUGCUUUGAGGUGGAAUGACCCAUAAAAUAUUUUAACCAUUUUAAAUUUGACAGAAAUGUGAUUUAUUGUUCUGUUAGAACAAUCUAUGCAAUGAUUGACUUUUUUUGCCUGGGAUUGAGGCUGGAAUGUGCUACUAAAAGCAUGUUUGUUA